AACUCGACGGCGUACAGUUACCUAAUUUUUCCACCAAUUGUUUAUUUGAUAUCCAAUGGGCAUUUCCUGGUCUAUAAAAUCGGACAUGAAUGCUCACCAAAAACCUCUUCCUCUUUACAUCUCAUCUCACCUCUCAAAUUUAUAGUCUCUCUGCUUCUAUCAUCUUCUUCCUCUUCCCGUUCUUAUCUAGAUCUGAGCUUCUGAUAACUCUCUUCACAUUUCCUCUCUUUCUCAACUCUCCAAUUUCCUUGCCAAUCUUUUUCCCAAAAAUUUCUUUUUUUAAAAGUUUUUGAUGCUUAAUAUCUUGUUUUUGAUCUUUGAGACUCAUGUCUCCAGUACUCAGUGAAGUUCUUCUUUCUGGGUUUAUGAUAAACUCCAGUCUCCGGCGCAGGACCCAUCUUGUUCAGUCCUUCUCAGUCGUCUUCCUCUACUGGUUCUAUGUCUUUUCAUGAACUCUCUCUUCUCCAUCUCUAUUAACCUAAUAACUAUUAGCCUAAAAUCAUCGUAUAACAAAUAUCACAACAAAUAACAUCUGGGUCCUGUGCUUCUCCUUUUAUCCAAGCAUAAUCCAGUUCUUCAUCUCUCUGUUUAGGGUUUUUUUUUUUUUAUUAUAUAAUAACAAUAAUAUCAUAUACUAGUAGUUUUAUUGCUUCUGUUUUCUGUUGAGCUUCAUAUUCAUGGCGUGUUCCAGUACUGGAGCAAGUUCAGGUUCAAGCGCGCUUAGAAGCUCGAGCUCCGAGGAGGAUCUGCAGCAGAUCAUGGACCAGAGGAAGCGCAAAAGAAUGCAGUCGAAUCGGGAGUCGGCGCGAAGAUCCAGGAUGCGGAAGCAGAAGCACCUUGAUGAUCUGAUGGCGCAAGUGAGUCAACUCAGUAAAGAAAACAACCAGAUCCUUACCAGCAUGACAAUCACCUCGCAGCUGUACUCGACCAUCGAGGCGGAGAACUCGGUGCUCAGGGCUCAGGUAACCGAGCUGAGUCACCGUCUCCAGUCUCUCAACGAGAUCGUUGACCUUGUCAGUUCCGGCUGCAAUGGUGCUGGAUCUGCCGGAGUUGUGGGCGGCCAUGAAAUGUUUGAUCAGAUUUCCGGUGAUGAUGGAUUCAUGGCGAUGAUGAUGAAUCCAUGGGAGGAUUCCCUGUUUGUCAAUCAGCCAAUAAUGGCUGCCACGGAUUAUGUACUGAGUUAAUCUGGUUUUUCGCCAUUUCCAGCCGGAGGUUCUUGUCUAUUUUUAUAUAUAAUAGUUUAUAUAUAUAUAUAUAUAUUAUAUUUCUAGAAGAUUAAUAUUAUAGAGGUUUUUUACGGAAAAAAAUGGUGUCUAGGUUUUCUCUAUUGGGUUAUUG
Messenger RNA from Carica papaya (papaya), 1338 nucleotides. RefSeq names its product bZIP transcription factor 2-like. Gene Ontology annotation, molecular function: transcription cis-regulatory region binding; DNA-binding transcription factor activity. The record is from RefSeq and is a predicted model, not a curated record. Gene Ontology annotation, biological process: positive regulation of DNA-templated transcription. Gene Ontology annotation, cellular component: nucleus. NCBI's taxonomy places the organism in Eukaryota, Viridiplantae, Streptophyta, Magnoliopsida, Brassicales, Caricaceae.